GGCAUGUGAUCACGUGAUGGAGGUCUGAACCUCGAGGGAAGAAAAAUACUGUUGGCGGAACGGAUGUCGGGAAUCCGAGCUUGAUAUAAGAGCUAUAUGCGACAGACUUAUAAUUUACAGUUCAAUUGGUGGUUGUUGCGUCUCUCUAGCUGUUAUUCCGGGGGAUAUUCGAUUUGUCUGUCAUUGCAUUUUUAAGGAGCAACCGCCGUCUGGUCUCCCGCUGCUCCCAUUACAUCCCCAUCCCAUACGCAUAACCCUACCUCCGCCCGGCCCAUGAAUCGAUAGCCGCAAUCCCGCAAUAAUGUCGCAGACCGUCGGACGGACCCGCCUCGCCUACUCGCGAACAUGGCACUACAUAGACGUAAGCCGCGACCCGCGCAGCCUGGGCCGCCUCGCCUCCUCCAUCGCCAUCUUCCUCAUGGGCAAGCACAAGCCCAUCUGGGACCCCUCGACCGACUGCGGCGACUACGUGGUCGCCGUCGGCUGCCACGACCUGUAUACGACGGGGAAAAAACGGUUCAAGAAGCUGUAUUACACGCACAACACCCGCCCGGGCAGCCUGAAGUCGAUGACGAUGGAUAAAAUGUUUGAGAAGUGGGGUGGCGGCGAGGUGCUUAGGAAGGCGGUUAGUGGGAUGUUGCCCAAGAAUCGGUUGAGGGAGAAGCGGUUGGCGCGGUUGAAGGUAUUCGAAGGCCACGCCCAUCCGUACAAGAAGAAUAUCCUGAAAAUAGGCGGGAAGAGCGUCCUGGGACCCACGAGCUCGAUUGCGGAUUCACCGCUGGUGAAAGAGGCGUUUGCGAAGGAGAAGGCGGCAGAGAUGGGGGCGGAGAAAGCGACGGCUUGAUUUGUUUGAUUGAGAAAUUCUUGCCCUUUAUUAGUUUUGGGGAGCCCCUGCUUUCUUCACUAUUUGCUUUUACUGAUGCCUGCCCAUUUUCCUUUUUUUCUAUUCCACUACUCCUUUCUUAUUUUUUGUUUUUUAUUGUUUUGCAUACAGGGAGUAUAUACAAUCGGGUUGAACAAAUUUCUCUUUGUUCUUUCAUGUACACUAAACUAAGACUUGAUAUCAACAAAAUCGGUGUAACUUUCAAAAAUCUCUACUAUCUCUCCACUGCCUAAGCCCUGUUUUGUUGAAUGGUCGCGGGUUCGCCGGAGGGCACAAGUCAUGUAUGCACUGCACAUGUAUUUAUAUAGAUAGUGUAAAAUAACUCGCAAAGAGACCAUAAAUAUAAAAAGAAAAAUAACAGGAAACCUAGAAAAGUAUCCUGAUUACAUAUCA
Messenger RNA from Blastomyces dermatitidis ER-3, 1276 nucleotides. RefSeq names its product 50S ribosomal protein L13. Gene Ontology annotation, molecular function: mRNA binding; structural constituent of ribosome. The transcript is spliced from 3 exons. Gene Ontology annotation, cellular component: ribosome; mitochondrial large ribosomal subunit. NCBI's taxonomy places the organism in Eukaryota, Fungi, Ascomycota, Eurotiomycetes, Onygenales, Ajellomycetaceae. The record is from RefSeq and is a predicted model, not a curated record. Gene Ontology annotation, biological process: negative regulation of translation; translation. The coding region runs from base 302 to 844 and encodes 180 amino acids.